AUGGUACGUGUAUCACCGUCCCAUAAGACCGUGAUACUCCAUUACCACCGUCAUCGCGGUCUUGGAGCAAGGGCCAUCGAGUCUGAAUUCAAGCGAGCUCGACCACCGAUCCAGAUUAACCUUUCCCAAAUCAAGAAAGUGCUUCUAACGUUCAAAAAGAACCGGCAUCUUGGAAGGAAACAGGGAAGCGGUCGUCCUCGACGCCUAACCGACGUCGUGAAGCAGGACAUCGCCGACCUCAUCAUUAGUGAUGACGACGAGCCUGUACGCAGCAAGUCUCCACGUUUGGGGAGCCGUAUCGGCUCGUGGCAAGCUAGCCCUUUACAUUUUCCGACCGCCGGGAAUGUCGAUGGGCCUCUGUACCGACAACUCAUCCGCACUCACGCGUUGCCGGAGAUCGGGCGGCUGUACCCAAAUGGAGACGCCGUUUUUGUCCAGGACUGGGCUCCAGCGCACGGGGCUCGCGAUACGUUGGCUCUGUUCGCUAAUCGCAACCUCGACUUCUUGGACCGGGCCACAUACCCGCCAAAAUCGCCGGAUUUGAACGUCCUCGACUACCGCAUCUGGGCGUGUAUGCAGGAUCGAGUCAGCGCCGACAAGCCGACAACGCUGCCCGAUCUGGAGCGUUCCAUUCUGCAUCAUUGGAACAGUUUGCCGCUCGCCCUCGUCCAGCGCUGGAUUCAACAGUUCCGUCCGCGAGUCCAGAAGACCAUCGACUGCGACGGUGGCCAUAUCCAGACGUUUUUUAACAAAAAU
Messenger RNA from Mesorhabditis spiculigera, 756 nucleotides. The record is from the annotation of a GenBank genome assembly. Lineage: Eukaryota; Metazoa; Nematoda; Chromadorea; Rhabditida; Rhabditidae.